Messenger RNA from Brienomyrus brachyistius, 2988 nucleotides. RefSeq names its product cadherin 15, type 1, M-cadherin (myotubule) (gene cdh15). Gene Ontology annotation, biological process: calcium-dependent cell-cell adhesion; cell morphogenesis; adherens junction organization. NCBI's taxonomy places the organism in Eukaryota, Metazoa, Chordata, Actinopteri, Osteoglossiformes, Mormyridae. The record is from RefSeq and is a predicted model, not a curated record. The coding region runs from base 16 to 2700 and encodes 894 amino acids. Gene Ontology annotation, molecular function: calcium ion binding; cadherin binding. The transcript has 16 exons. Gene Ontology annotation, cellular component: plasma membrane; catenin complex; adherens junction.
CUCCAACCCCACCCAAUGAGUUUUGAUGGCUGGGGCUGCAGACAUCAGGACUACGCUGUAGUCUGUGGAAAUCCCAGGAGGGCGGCUGUUUAUGAGAUGCUGGACCCGCCACGUCUGGCGACAAUCACACCGCAUUGGAGACCGCUUAGAUCACGUAUCUCUGCCUUUCUAACGCUCAGCCAAACUGAAUCCCCCAAGCUCUACCACCAGACUGGUGAUCUCCGCUGCUUCGGACGUGUCGGCAGUGCGAUGGAGAGGAAGAUGGCCCCCCAGGCGUCACUGGGAUUCUGUGUGCUGGUGGCUGUCGUAAUCCAGGUAUGUUGUGCCGCCCAUAUGGACCAGAAGAACGCUGAUGUCCUGUAUCCAUGGAAGGGGUACGCAGCGGGAAGGGCAGGUCAUGCCAGGAUGAAGAGGGACUGGAUCAUACCUCCCAUUCGGAUUUCAGAGAACAGCAAGCAAGUCCCAGAGAAAAUAGUUCAGAUCAAAUCAGACAAAGUUUACACCGGCAAGGUCAUAUACAAGCUGGAAGGUCCGGGCGUGGAUCAAGAUCCCAAAGACUUCUUUGAAAUCGAAGAUACCACUGGAUGGAUCAAGAGUAAGAAGCAGCUGGACAGAGAGAAGUACAGCCGUUUCAAUCUUAAGGCCUUUGCCCUGUCGCCCAGCGGGGAGCGAAUAGAAAACCCGUCCACCAUAGAGAUCAUCGUGAUGGAUCAGAACGACAACAAACCGAACUUCACACAGUCUGAGUUUGUCGGCUACGUGCCUGAGUUCUCCUUACCAGGAACCGCAGUCAUCAAUGUGUCAGCGACGGACGCGGACGACCCUGAAACGGAGAAUGCAAUCCUGAGGUACUCCAUCAUCAUGCAGGAGUGUUUCCCACCUUUCAGCAUCAACAAAACCAUGUUUGGCAUCAACAACGUGACGGGGACGAUAUACAUCAGAGACGUGGGCCUGGAUCUGGCGGUUGUGAAGUUCUUCAAGCUGAAGCUCCAGGUCUCCGACAUGUCUGGAGAGGGGCUGUCGGAUUUCGCCUAUGCUACCAUAUACAUCACCGACAUCAACAACAAUGCCCCCCAGUUCCCUGUGGACCAGUAUGCCAUGACAGCCCCGGAGAACAGAGGCACGUAUGAGAUAGGCAGAGUCCAAGCCAAGGACAACGACGAGCCGGGCACGCCCAACUGGAAGACCGUGUACUCCAUCAUCAAAGGGGACCCCUCUGGUCACUUUGCUGUCCACACGGACCCUGAAACCAAUGAGGGUGUAUUGUAUGUGGUGAAGCCGCUGGAUUACGAGGUAACCAAGCAGCACCGUCUGGUUCUGACGGCCCAAAAUGAGGCCCCGCUCAGCCACAAAGCCCCCAGGCUGCCUGUCAGCAGCAGCACAGUGACCGUCACUGUGCUCAAUGAAAACGAGGCUCCGCGCUUCAUCGACAGUCCCAUCCGACUGGAAGUACCUGAGUCCGUGGUGGCCGGCACGGUGCUGACCGUCGCCAAGGCUUACGACCCAGAGGGCGACGGGGUCAGGUUUUACAUGGAAUAUGAUCCUGAGAAGUGGCUCAGGAUAGACCCAGUGAGUGGAGAGAUCGUGGCCAGAAAGACCUUCGACCCACGCUCCGCCAGCGUCAAACACGGCAUCUAUCACGCUGUCAUCAAAGCCUCAGACACAGAUGGGGGGGGCUCGUCCACCACGGCCACUGUGGAGAUAAAGCUGAGGCAGACCAACGACUUCCCCCCUCAGCUGGUUCCCCCAGCGAGCAGGGACGUGUGCAUUGGCCGUGAGGCCCGCUCGGGCCUCUUCCUGAGUGCCCUGGAUUUGGACAUGCCCCCUCACGCCGAACCCUUCUCAUUCAAGCUGCUGGAUCACUCUGCCACUAACUGGACCAUUCAGAGGGUGAAUGACACCCACUCCUGGAUCUUCCCUCAUUCAGAGGUGGACCCUGGUCUGUACUACAUUCCCAUCCGCGUGUCAGACAUUGGAGGACUCUCCACACUGUCCAUGCUCAACGUGACGGUGUGCAGAUGUGACGUCUCUGGGAUCUGCAACCCAGCAGCUGCAGCGUUCUUUGCCCCCCAUGUAGGGAUCAGCAUCACCGCCCUGCUGGUUAUCAUCGGCAGUAUUAUUCUGCUACUCUUAAUGCUGCUCCUUGUGGUGGCAGUGGGGAACUGCAGAUUGCGUCCCAUAAAAAAAGGCAGUAUUCUAAAAGGCGUGUCCGACGAUGACAUUCGCGACAAUGUCCUGAACUACAACGAGCAGGGCGGCGGAGAGGAGGACGAGAAUGCUUACAACAUUGAGCAGCUGAGAAACCCCAGCAAGCUGGUGCCGCCCUUUCCAGGGAGGGGCUCAGCAGCAGCGCCCGGCACCUUCUUCCCCCCAGCAGGCUCUGGUUUCCCCAGUGGGCGGCAGCCGCUCAGGAAGGACGCCCCUCACGAUUUUCCCUCCCCUGUGUAUCCGCGGAAACCACCGGCAGACCCCGCUGACAUUGAGGACUUCAUCAAUGACGGCCUGGAUGCUGCAGACAAAGACCCCAACAUUCCCCCUUACGACACGGUGCUGAUCUACGAUUACGAAGGCGACGGCUCCGUCGCAGGCAGCCUGAGCACCAUCGCCUCUGGGAGCUCUGACGAGGACCAGGACUAUGACUACCUCAGUGACUGGGGGCCCCGCUUCAAGAAACUGGCUAACCUGUACGACCCACACUAAGACCCUGUCCUCUGUCCGCUAUAGUGUUGGACUGGAACCUGACACUCGUCUGUAGUCAUGUGACCUGGCUGAAUUCACAGCCGAACUGACGGCAUAAACCCUUGCCCUUCGCUGAGGGAUCCACUGCUUUUAUCAGGAGACCUGAGCAUGCUGGGAAUGACUCCUGUGUGACAAUCCUCGUCAUUGUGGGCUCUCUUUGUAACAGAAUCGCAGCAACUGUAAUGCCAAGUUGCCAAAAACCUGUUUUUUUCUAAGUCAUUAAAAUUCUUCCAGUAUGUUUCUCAUUAA